ACGUCAUCGUUUGGAGGCUGAACUUGGUCUGUUACGGUCAUCUCCAUUUAUUCUUAUCGCAUCUGUGCCCCCCGCUUUUCUCUGAAUCUUUCUCUUCAACUUCUCAAAUCGACGCUCUCUGUCUCUCUCUCUCUCUCUCUCUCUCUAAAGAAAUUAUGGCAUCCAAUAGGGGUCAUGGUGGAAUUCAGCAGUUGCUGGCUGCAGAGCAAGAAGCUCAGCAUAUCGUCAAUGCUGCCCGAAGUGCUAAAAAUGCUAGACUGAAGGAAGCCAAAGAUGAGGCCGAGAGGGAGAUUGCUGAAUACCGUGCCCAUGUGGAGGCUGAGUUCCAGAAGAAAGUUCAAGCGAGCAGUGGAGAUUCAGGGGCCAAUGUGAAGCGUCUUGAAUAUGAAACUGCAGAAAAGAUCAAUCACCUCUCGACAGAGGGCUCAAGGAUAUCGAAUGAUGUUGUGCAAAUGCUUCUGAAGCAGGUGACGACAGUGAGAAACUAAUGCUAUUGGUGAUAAAUUAUAAUUUCAAACUCUUUGCAAGCAUUGUACUCUUGUUGCCUGAUUCAUCCUAUUCCUUAGACUUGCGGUGCUGUGGUUGGUAUCCUCGUAUCCUUUUUUAAUCAUUGGAAUGAGGUUUUAUUUGGCACAAUCCUUGUAACACUUACUAUUAUUUUCGAGUGGAGUGCAAUUUUAACAGUUAUGAAAAAUAUUUGAAUUGGGGACCUA
Malus domestica (apple) is the source of this 713-nucleotide messenger RNA. Its product is annotated as V-type proton ATPase subunit G 1-like. Gene Ontology annotation, cellular component: vacuolar proton-transporting V-type ATPase complex. Gene Ontology annotation, biological process: proton transmembrane transport. Gene Ontology annotation, molecular function: proton-transporting ATPase activity, rotational mechanism. The record is from RefSeq and is a predicted model, not a curated record. NCBI's taxonomy places the organism in Eukaryota, Viridiplantae, Streptophyta, Magnoliopsida, Rosales, Rosaceae.